AUGCAGUCUCUCCUGGGCAGGUCCAUCUCCGGCAGCACGCCGUACUUGCAGACGCCCCGAGGAGGCCCAAACAGUGGAAAUCCGCACAUCGAGGAUCGACCAGCGCGCCGUUGGAAAAACUGUGCUCAAGACAUCCCGGUGUACUCUGUACUGUACGUCCAUUCCGCUAGCUACCCGGCUAUUUCGUCAAGGCUGUGGUCGACCCUACAAAAUGAUGAAACAGCCGGAGAUCGUGAAAGCGUCCGGUCAGCCGGCCACGAGCCUGGACGCAACCCGGAAUUUCGACGAAACGGAGAUAACGACGACUACUUUCUGCCGAAACCUGAAAGGCGGUGUGGCUCUGACGUCGAUCCCGUGACAUGUGAUCAAGAAUGGCGAACUUCUCGUUACGGCCAAGUCCGUACCAUGCUCGAAGAGAUUGGGAUGCGCAUCUACAAUGUCCCAGAUGAGGAGGAGGACGAUGAGGGCGAGACUUCUGACUAUCAGGGCAUCGUUUGCCGGGCAGUGACUCGCGAUGAUCAGAAGCCACAGGAAUCACCAGAUACAGAGGGCACGCACAAGGUUGACCAUGCUUCGGAGCCCUCCCAGAGCAGUCCGGCAGCUUGCCAUGACGUCCCGGACCAGCUGUGCUACAGGCUGCAGAUUAUGCGAUGGGGGCUCGUCCCAUCGUGGUCCAAAGAACGGCCAGACUACGGGACGGUGCUGAAGACGAUCAACUGCCGGUCGGACUCCCUUGCCCGCGGCGGCAUGUGGGCUUCGAUGCGCAGCCGCAAGCGCUGUGUCGUCGUGGCCCAGGGCUUUUUCGAGUGGCUCAAAGCCGGACCGAAAGAGCGGGUGCCGUACUACAUCCGGCGACACGACGGCCGGCCGCUGUUGUUUGCCGGUCUCUGGGACUGCGUUUCUACCGGCGGUGGAACGGACGGCAGCCCAGAGCAGAAGACGUACUCCUAUACUGUCAUCACGACAGACGCCAGCAAGCCGAUGCGCUUUCUGCACGACCGCAUGCCGGUGAUCUUCGACCCCAACUCGGCCGCCCUGCGGAUCUGGCUGGACCCGUUGCGCACCGACUGGUCCGACGAGCUCCAGACGCUUCUCCGGCCGUGGCCACACGCCGACGGUGACGCUGCCCUGGAAUUUGACGUCGUCAGCAAGGACGUUAACAAGGUCGGCCGCAGCUCGCCGAGCUUUGUUGUGCCGGUGGCCAGCAGUGCCAACAAGGCCAACAUUGCCAACUUCUUCCACGUCGACGGCAAAAAAGAGCUGAAGCCGCCGCUCAUGAAGCACGAGACAGACGCUGAUGCAGACGCGAAAGCGAUCGCGAUGACGAGCCCCACCUGCCCUGUUCUGGGCAACAGCCGGUUCGAGAUGUGCGCCUUGGAUCAUGCCACUUCGCAGCUGUGGCGGUGCAACCUCGUUCCACUCCCCGCCAAAGGUGGAGGCCCCGGUGGUGCGCCAUCCCGAAAUGGCCUGUUCCCCAAAUCUGCGCGUGCGCGGCAGCCAAUCAGUGGCCGAGGCGCUAUGGCGCGCGCAACCAUAUUAGUGGCGUUAGCAGUCAACCCCUCUGUGACGCUUCUCUUAAUGGGACCUGUCCCCAACGUCGAGACACAGACAAAGACCGCAUUGCAGAGAGAAGGCCGUCCAAAACGUCAAAGAGAGCCUUCAAGAAGCUACACAGAAGCCCGAUCGGCCCCAGACAACUCGCAGACACAGGCACCAAAACAAAAACUCACAGCUCGCCAAAAUCGCGUUGUCACUUUCAAGCCGCGUCAACUCGACGAAUUCCGGAUCGAACAAACUCGCCUCCUUCCAAUGUCUCCCACCUACACCAUGUCCGCACACCUGUGCAAGCAGAUCUACGCGUCCUGGCGCCAAUCUCACUCCCCGGCCGACGCCUCCAUCGAAAUGAAGAAGCCGCAGCGGGCACCCGACGCCGAAAGCAGAAUUGCAGCCGAUCGAUACUACUAUCAAGUCUCCUCGUCUGUGCUGCCCAGCUGCCAGCCGCCAGCCCUGCACCGCUCAGUCUCGCAGAAGCACUCCAUGGACAGCGACCGCAGUUCGGACAGCAGCGAUUAA
Molecule: messenger RNA, 2073 nt
Organism: Grosmannia clavigera kw1407
Lineage: Eukaryota; Fungi; Ascomycota; Sordariomycetes; Ophiostomatales; Ophiostomataceae
Product: duf159 domain containing protein
Exons: 5
Coding region: 1-2073 (690 amino acids)
Biological process (GO): DNA damage response
Molecular function (GO): single-stranded DNA binding
Source: RefSeq, a predicted model, not a curated record